Messenger RNA from Equus quagga, 1089 nucleotides. It is a transcript of the gene RNASEH2C, whose product is annotated as ribonuclease H2 subunit C. The coding region runs from base 481 to 981 and encodes 166 amino acids. The transcript is spliced from 4 exons. Gene Ontology annotation, biological process: RNA catabolic process. Gene Ontology annotation, cellular component: ribonuclease H2 complex. The record is from RefSeq and is a predicted model, not a curated record. Lineage: Eukaryota; Metazoa; Chordata; Mammalia; Perissodactyla; Equidae.
CGUGACAACACAUAUGUUAGGUACCUGAACAAAUAAACAAUAGGGAAGAGUUAAACCAAAAAAGAGAGCAUUGAGAAAACUAAGAGAUAUCAAACGAAACGGUUGAUAAGUUUGACUACGAAAAAUAAGUGUCUUGCAUGAUAAAAAUCACCUAUACACGGGUUUGGAAGACAAAUCACAAACUCGGAUAAAAUAUCCUCAACAAUUUGAGAAAGAACUAACUCCCUACAAAUCUAUAUAAAAAGUAUACUCGGAAUCGUUUUAAAUUUUUUUUACAGGAAGAAUGUGCAUCUGAAAAUUUUUCAAGGAAAAAAGCUGGGGACUUGAACACAGAGAGGCGGGGCUUGCAAAGGAUCUUCAGGGACGGACUACGCUUCCCCGGAGGCUCUGCGCUGACUGCCCCUGACCUCCCGACAAGCUCCGCGCGCUUUCCGCGCCAGCUUUGGCCAUAGCUAGUGAGCGAUCAAACCGCGGCGGAGGAUGGAGAGCAGCGACGAGGUAGCCGUCCACAAACACCGCAUCCACUUACGCACCGCCACGCUCCGCGACGCCGCCCCCGUCACGCUGCACCUUCUGCCCUGCGAGGUCCCGGUUAACCAGCCCGCCCCCGUGGGGCGCUUCUUCACCCCGGCCAUCCGCCAGGGUCUCGGUGGACUCGAAGUGUCGUUUCGGGGCCGCAAACUACGGGGCGAGGAAGUGUCGGUGCCACCCGGCCUGGUGGGAUACGUGAUGGUGAUGGAAGACAAGCAUGACUUCUCGGAGGGUUCGGAGAAUAACGAAGAGCAAGGGGAACAAGAGCUGGUGGAAUCCCCGGAGGCGCUGGAGCGGGACUUCGACUGCUUUAUCGGAGCCACUGCCAGUUUCAGCCGCUUCACCCUGUGGGGCCUGGAGACCAUCCCUGGCCCGGAUGCCAAAGUGCGCGGUGCCCUAACCUGGCCCAGCCUGGCCGCAGCGAUUCACGCACAGGUGCCUGAAGACUGAGAACCAGAGCUUGAAACUGAAAGCCACUGACCCCUUCACCCCAAUAAACCAGCUCUUCACUUUGAACCCACUGAUCCCAUCACCUCAAUAAACACGCUCUUCACAGCA